Messenger RNA from Anopheles marshallii, 1329 nucleotides. RefSeq lists its product as uncharacterized. The record is from RefSeq and is a predicted model, not a curated record. The transcript has 2 exons. The coding region runs from base 1 to 1329 and encodes 442 amino acids. NCBI's taxonomy places the organism in Eukaryota, Metazoa, Arthropoda, Insecta, Diptera, Culicidae.
AUGAAAAACGAUAAUAAAAAUGCAAAUCUCACGGAUCUUGAUACCAAGCAAUCACAAUCUGAAAUUCCCGCUGCACAUACAAAACCUCGCGAUGAAGAGCUAGUAUUGGGUAAAGAAACGUCUUCUAAGGAAAUUGUGGAAUUAGAGCAGUCUGAAAAUAAGGUGCCUCCAAUGGACAUUAUCCCCGAAACAGAACAAAUGGAUCUUACUAUAAAAUCUCCUCCGGGAAAAAUUCCCAUUGAAACGGCCUUGCAUGAUUUACACACUAUAGAUGUGAAUUCUAAUCAAACGUCGUCGAAAAUGGCAAUGCCAGAGGAGUCACCUAUCAAUUCCGAUCAGCCGAAGGACGUUUCGGAAGAUGUGCACACAAUUGUGAACAGUGAACAUGAAAUCCCAUAUGAGGAUUCCAUUCCAACAACGCCAGCCGAAAUAUUGCAAGAUCAUAGCAAUUCAAUUCCAACAACGCCUGCCGAGACAUUGCAAGAUCAUAGCAAUUCAAUUCCAACAACGCCUGACGAGACAUUGCAAGAUCAUAGCAAUUCAAUUCCAACAACGCCUGCCGAGACAUUGCAAGAUCAUAGCAAUUUACGAGAGUUUUACACCAUGGCACACCCUGCAACAAAAAUGCAAAUAAGUGAUCCGAAAGAGAGCAAUGUCGAGGCCAUAGUGAAAAGGAAUAUGUUGCGAAAGAAAAACCAAAGUUCUACGAUGUCUCUUAAAGAUAGACAGCAAUCAUCGAACAAAUCAAGCCAAAGCUCUCUCUAUUCGUCCUGUCCAUCAACAUCGUCCUUGUGUCAUUUGACCGAAUUAGCACAGCCAAAACCGGCAGCACUGCAUAAUACUUUGUUGCGUUUGCGGCAACUUCACGGUAAAGAUGCGGAACAUCUCGCUAAUAUCGAGCGUCAUCUACGAGGUCUUCGCAGCGGUCCGAAAAGGAGAUCCGAUGAGAGAACAAAUGCAACUGCCGCAAAUAACGCCACAACACGAAAAAGGACGAGCAAAUCAGCGCGAACUCAAACGAAACCGUCGAUAGCCGUCGAUGAGAGAACGUUGGGCGAACGCGAAAGCCUGGCUUUGGAUAAAUUUGCGUCGAAUCUGUUCACCAAGCUGGAAGCAAAGCGGGUACUUGAGAACUAUGAAGUCUCCAGGUUACAGAUGCCGGCGGAGAUCGGAUACUACCGGGCUGCGUAUGAUGCGCUGGUCACAACUUUCGGGCAGCCGUAUCACAAGUGUACGCUGGAGUUGUAUCAGCAAUUGGCCGGUGAACUUGGUAUCCAGGCAGAGAUGUUCGUAAUAGACAAAACACCUGCUAUUACUAAAGCUCAAUAA